This is a messenger RNA of Uncinocarpus reesii 1704, 774 nucleotides long. RefSeq lists its product as uncharacterized. Bases 1 to 774 code for a protein of 257 amino acids. NCBI's taxonomy places the organism in Eukaryota, Fungi, Ascomycota, Eurotiomycetes, Onygenales, Onygenaceae. The transcript is spliced from 3 exons. The record is from RefSeq and is a predicted model, not a curated record.
AUGACUAUAACCCAUCAUUCCCCCGAGGAUCUGGGCCCCAUCCACCCUCCUCGAGUCCGGAACUUGAGUACGCGACCCUCAAACGCCCAGACCGUCAAGAUCAAGGUGAAAGAUCCGCUGGACCACGAAGCCCCGGCAAUUCUUCACCUACCUCCCGACUUUGAUCCCCAUCGCGCCAACGGCGCUGCCGUGGUGUUGAUCAGCGGUGCGGGUGGAGGUGUCAGCGGUCCGUCAGGAAUCUACCCUUCCCUCGCCGAGAAAUUCUCCCUCCUCCUCUCCAUCCCCUGCAUCCGUCUCGACUACCGCGAACCAGCCCACUCCGACUUCUGCUCAGCCGACGUCCUCGCCUCCUUCACCUAUCUCUCCAAACACUGCUCAUCCACCAAAUUCGUCCUCGUAGGCUGGUCCUUUGGCGGCAGUCCAUGCUUCACGGUCGCCGCGCGUGAUCCGGAGCGGGUCCGGGGGAUCGCGACCGUGGCGUCUCAGACGGCGGGGACGUCGGGGGUGCGGAAACUGAGUCCGCGUCCGCUGCUGUUGCUGCAUGGCACCGGUGACACGGUGCUGGCGCCGACGUGGGAUGAUCACGGGUUGACUAAGAAUGCGCCAAAGGCGGAGAAGUUGAUUUUCGACUUUGCGGCAAGUUGUCUAGGGUUCGGGGAUUUGUUGACAGGGAAGAUGGAAGAAAAGGCGGGAAGGGAUCUGGCCGGCAGCAAGGAGGAGAGGUUCAAAGAGAUGCAGGCUGGUCAUGACCUGGAAGGCGGGGAAAGAAUCUGA